AGAAUUUCAAUCGCCCAUGACUCCUACUAUUUUCCCGGCAGCAAGUAUCAUUUCCAAUGCCAAUAUGAUCACCGUUAAAUGAUGAUUUGAUGUUGCAUGUGGACCAUGUACACUCAUAGAGCUUCCUUCGUAAUUCUUUCCUUCGCACAGUGUUUUUUUCGCAUUUCUUUGAAAUAAGCUACUAGUUUAUUCCUUCUAGGGGCCCUUGCGCUUUUGUAGGCGGCGGGGGCAAGGACAUAUUAGAUUAAUUGUAAGUAGUUCGUUCUAGAUGGUGUAGGUAUCAUCCAGAGACUAGUCGUGUAUUUCGUAUUGCUCGAUGACCACGACGUACCUGUAAGAAUACUAUCAGCGACGAAAAUUGUAGUGUUUAAGCAUGGUCCAUGAUGAGGAAAAAGAUGAGGUACAACUAGCUCCUGCGCGAGCCUAUCGUUGAGCAGUGUGCAGCUGUGGAGCAUCCAGUCGCGGAUGGCACCGCGCACUGGAAGUUGCGGUGUCCGCACUAGACGUUGCGGUGUGGACGACUCUCUGGUGAGAUAGCAGAGGUACUCUUUGCGGCAUAGCCACGCCGGCCAACAGUGUGUAAGUAUAGAUACAAAGGGUUGUUCCGUCAACAACGCCUGCAGGUGCUGUAGCUGACCACGACCUACAACUUGCCUUUCAAGACGGUUCUUUGGGCCAGCUAGACAACAAUUCUACUUCAACACUCAUUUAUCCUCCGACGCCGGAAUCUGCAACAAAAUGGGAUACGGCAGCAACGAUAAAGGCGGCUUCGGCGGAGGCGGCUUUGGCGGUGGUGGCGGGAAAGGCGGCUUCAAAGGUGGAGGAGGGUUUAGCUCCAAAGGCCAUUUCGGCGGAAAAAGCAGUAAAGGGAAAGGAGGUACGAGCGCAUGGUUGACACUUGACAGUUUAACUCCGAAACCGGUUCACCGUAACUAGAUGAUGAUCCAAAUUUUGAUUUAAAACAUGUCUCUCUAUUAUUUUUCUCUACGUACCUAGGCAACCCUUUCGGCGGCGGCGGCGGCUUCAGGGACAACAAGAUGAUCCAAAUUUUGAUUUAAAACAUGUUUUCAUCACUGGAACAUCAUGCGUACUUUUUUUCCUCUACCUAUUUUUUUUCCUCUCUCUAUUUUUUUUCCUCUCUCUAUUUUUUUUCUCUACGUACGACCUAGGCAACCCUUUCGGCGGCGGCGGCUUCAGGGACAACAAGGGCUACAGCAAGUACGAUAGCAAAGAUGGCGGCUCAAGUAAGGGCGGGGGCUACGGUAAGGGAGGUAAAGGCGAGAAAGGCAGCAACCCUUUCGUGAAGGAGGUCCGGCAUCUAGGGCACCAGAACUGCCAAGUCCUACAAAGAGCAGCAGUGCCAUUACCCAACCAUAUGAAGCAUUGGGACAGCGUAGACGCGUUGGCAAUGAUGGACGGAAAAAUAGUAGCAGGAAGCAGGGAUAAAUGUACUUCUCUUGUUAAUUCAACUGUAGGCUUACAAGAAACAUCAAUAACAGACUUCGUACUUCUUCAUAUAGUAGGCUAGCAGGUCUUAGGAUUGAAACCCAUGAUCUUGUUGUUGUAGUUCUUCUUCAACAAUUUCUUAUGGCUGUUGAAAAAGCGGAUUGUUUGAUUUGUCAGAAGUACAAUAAUCUGUUUGUAGACCUAUCGUCUGGAGGUGAUUGGCACGAGCAAAAGCUCAAACCAGUAGUGCAGCAAGAAAUGAAGCUGCGAGGUUGGGAAAACAUAAAAUUUUUCAACAGCCAUGUCAUUAUGGACCGGCGAACCAGGAGGGGAUCAGUUGAGACUAAAGCAGCACACAAGCGCGAGCAUGUCUGCAGGUGUUACCUCAAUUUGCGUAGAGCCUAACACAGGGUGGCUCUUCGUAGGCCUCUUCAAUGGGCAAAUAAAAGCUUUCCAGCAAAGACCGGAGACUGAACUCGUCUUAAAGGGACACACGAUGGCAGUCACGCAACUUUGUACUAUUUCCAUGCUUAGAGUUUUGCUUUUUUCUCUCAGGAUCUUCCAAGGAAAGACAACUAGUACUCGUCUUAAUAUUACUAAUAGAUGUGGCUUAGUAUGGUAUAGCGCAUAAUUUCUCGGCAUGAAGAUUAGACCUCAUUCCCGCGUGUAAAUAACUGUAUCAGCGCAAGAUACAAAUCAGACUAUCUUCAAACUAUCUUCCUACCACCAUGCAUCCACCACAGACGUCUACGACAAGUUUCUGCUUAGUGUAUCGAGAGACGGUUUCUUCCGAGUAUGGGAACUAGACGAAGCAACGCGCGACUUCAAAAACUCAUUCUCGGCACACGGGAUGGUAGGCGAAUUGAGCGCCAUAAGAACAGUAGGACAAGACGUAGCAAGCGCAAGAAUAUGGCUGGGAGGGAAUGACGGUAGUUGAUUUUAAUUUAGAGUGCUAGGUGGCGGGUGUAACUUAGGUAUUAGUAGCGUCCUUUCUCACAUUUAUAAUUUAUCAAUCCUAUCCUCUCGUUAUCGAUUGUUCGCGCUACCUAUCUCCUCCUCUUCCCACCAAACAGGCAUAGCUUGCGUGAAUAUGCAGCGGCUGAUAUGCGAGGGCACAAUAAAAACCGACGCGCCAGUAGUAGGGCCGUUUUUCAUAUACCAGCAAGACUACGUAGUAGUCGCUUUGCGGAAUGGUAACGUGAAGUGCUAUAACACUCAGGGCCAACCAAUAUUCGAAACUAGUGGGGCAAGAAGCGCAAAGAAAGUCUUCUGCUCAGAAAUGAUGGUCGGCCCAAACGAAAAAAUCGUCCUCUUGCUGGGAUGCGAGUACUGAUGAUUUAAAGUUGUUUUGGUUUGUUUUUUUAGCAUCAAGAGAUCAAUCAAGCCAGAGUUGUACUAUUUUCUUGAUCACACCACGUGAAUAAUAUUGCCGUGAUAGGGUUUCUUUUUCAAUUGUAACUGAGAGUCAUACUGUCCUUGUUCUUUCCCCCAAACUAGGUACGGCAUGGUCGUCGUGUAUGGUGUCCCGGAGUUAGACGUAAUAGGAGAAUUUUGCGUAAACAAGCAGAUGGCCUCCAAUGUUACUAGUCUAGCGGAUUGUGGCAACAAGGAGAUGUUCACCAUAGGAACUGCCAGUGGCGACAUAUACGUCUACAAGUGGGGGCCCGGUUUGGGCCAAGAUCAAAGUGCGGCAGGCGGCGGUGGCGCAACCUUUGAAGCACAACUACAGGGCAUGUUCGGAGCGCCUCAAGCAGGAGCGGUUGCGGCGCCUCAGCAGCCGGCAGUGAAUCCUUUUACCGGGGAAGCAAUCGGCGGAGGACAAGUUGCGCCAGCUGUGGGAGGGAUCGCACCAGGAGGAGGAGGCAUCAUGAUGGGAGCACAACCUGCGAUGAUGAUGGGAGGACAGCCACAAAUGGUGCAAGCAUCCACCUUGUUUCAGGCGCCUGGCGACAUAAUGAUGUAAUGCAACCUUUACAUCUACUUUUUUUCGCCUCUUCUACAUUCCCCAUACACGCGACUACAACCUCUGCCUCAGCUACUGAUUUAAUCCUCCCUUAAGAUUCAUUCAAUCACAGUUGAAAACCUUUCACGAAACCUCCACGUUUUAUCAACUCUCCAUGUUUCACCACACGACAGCGUCGUGAACCUUCUCCAAGAUGUAUCACCACAAGCAAGAACAAAAGGGAUAGUAUUCUAUGUAUCACUUCUGGGUUAAUAUUUGGGUUUUCUAUAGGAUUCACAGUUCCUAUACAUUGGGUUUCUACACAGCGACAUCAAGCGACUUGAAAAGGGACAGGCAGGCGUACGAAAUGUAUGAAUGCUUGUGGCACAAAUGAGAAUAGUGUUAAAAGUGUUAAAAAAAAGUCAGAAAAAAAGAACGC
Messenger RNA from Amoebophrya sp. A25, 3827 nucleotides. Lineage: Eukaryota; Dinophyceae; Syndiniales; Amoebophryaceae. The record is from the annotation of a GenBank genome assembly.